Molecule: messenger RNA, 847 nt
Organism: Teleopsis dalmanni
Lineage: Eukaryota; Metazoa; Arthropoda; Insecta; Diptera; Diopsidae
Product: dopamine N-acetyltransferase-like
Exons: 2
Coding region: 24-749 (241 amino acids)
Molecular function (GO): N-acetyltransferase activity
Source: RefSeq, a predicted model, not a curated record
CAUUAUCGACUGUUCCCACUGAUAUGUUGUUCUUAAAAAGUAAAGUUUCGGCUGCCAGGUUAUUUUGUGAUCGCAAGCGGUUAAAAACGAUGGUGGAAACAACUUUAACGACGAAAGUAAUUAAAAGGGAAGAUUAUGAACGUGUGCUUGAAUUUCUUUUCAAAUAUUACUAUCCAGAAGAACCAUUGACUAUAGGAACUGAACCCAAGGAGCCGGAUCCAAAUGACAUUAAGUUCAAUAUGGGAAAUAUUAAACAUGGUGCUUGCUUUAUGGCUUUAGCCAACGAAGGUAAGAAAGAGGAAAAAGUAGCUGGAGUAGUAUUGGCUGGGCCAAAAGGUGCAACUGAGUAUGAACAUUUAUGUGAAGAAGCAGAGAAGGUGGAGGGCACCAAGUGGGGUACAAUAAUAAAAUUUCUCGCUAAAAUAGAAUACGAUGCCAACGUGUUUGAGAAAUAUGAUAUAACGGAAGCGUAUCACGCCCAUGUUUUAGCUGUCGAACCCACAUAUCGUGGUAAAUCUCAUGGUUCCAUGCUAUUGACUAAACUAAGAGAUCAUCUUUCUAGUCUUGGUUGUAAACUGUUGACUGCCGACUGCACUUCAGUAUAUUCUGCGCGUAUAUGUGAACGUUUGCAUAUGAAAUGUGAAAACAUUCAAUAUUAUGCCGACUAUAAGGAUGAAAAAGGAGAACAAAUAUUUAAGCCACCAGCGCCACAUGAUUGCGUUAAAACUUAUUCGUUAUUUUUGGAAUGAGAGUUGUAACGCUUCUUCAUGCUCCGCUUUCAAGGCAGUUUUUUAAAAAAUUAUUUUUAAUUUUAAGUUAGUUUAAAUAAAUUGUAUAUAAAUGUACA